AUGCGGCGGGGGGAGGGAGCGCCGUGCUGCCGGCUGUACCUGGGCCGCAGGUUCCCUGGCUGGGAGCGCGUGCUUGCCUCAGGGGGCUGGCACCACAGGUUGGUGUGUGCUCGCUGUCUCGUGGUGGUUGGCGACGGCUACAGAGCCAAGUCUCGUGGUGGUGACGGUGCCCGGGAGCACACGUCCUCUGGUGGGAGCUCCCAGCUGCUGCGGUGGCUGGGACUCUGUCCUCCCUGGGUGGAUCCUGGUGCCAGGACGGAGUCUGGCACCGGGGGCUUUGUGGAGGUAGAUGCCAACGGCAGCCGAAUCGCAGGGAGCGUGUUCCUGUGUCAGGCAGGGUUGGGCAGGCUUGUGGCCAUGCCCGCAGGCGGGCGUGCUACGCUGUGUGCCGCACUGGAGCCGGGGGACGAGGAGGCGAGCCUACAGGGACUGCUGGACUCAGGUGUCGGAGCACUGCCUGCCCGGGGCUUCUCCCCCUGCCGUGCGGCCAGACUCCUCCUGCAGGCCGGGUCUCCUCUGCUGCAGACCGAGCCGCUGCCGCCGCCGCCAGAGGAGGCCCGCAGGGACGGGGCCGAGGACGCCCAGUGGUCCAGGCCCGAAUGCCAGGUGUGGACAGGGACGCUGCUGCUGGGCACAUGCCUGCUGUACUGUGCCCGCGUCAGCAUGCCCGUGUGCACCGUCUCCAUGAGCCAGGACUUUGGCUGGAACAAGAAGGAGGCCGGCAUCGUGCUCAGCAGCUUCUUCUGGGGCUACUGCCUGACGCAGGUGGUGGGCGGCCACCUGGGGGACCGGAUCGGUGGUGAGAAGGUCAUCCUGCUGUCCGCCUCCGCCUGGGGCAUUAUCACCGCCGCCACCCCACUGCUCGCCCAGCUCAGCAGCGCCCACCUGUUCUUCAUGACCUUCUCUCGCAUCCUCACGGGUUUGCUCCAAGGCGUGUACUUCCCGGCACUGACCAGCCUGCUGUCCCAGAAGGUACGAGAGAGCGAGCGAGCCUUCACCUACAGUGCCGUGGGGGCUGGCUCCCAGUUCGGGACACUGGUGACAGGGGCAGUGGGCUCCCUGCUCCUGGACUGGUAUGGCUGGCCGAGUGUCUUCUACUUCUCCGGCGGGCUCACCCUGCUGUGGGUGUGUUACGUGUACAGGUACCUGCUGAGUGAACAAGAUCUCAUCCUGGCCUUGGGUGUCUUGGCGCAAGGUGUGCCAGUGUCCAGGCACACCAAAGUUCCCUGGAGACAGCUUUUCCGAAAGCCUUCCGUCUGGGCGGCCAUCUCCUCCCAGCUGUCCUCUGCGUGCUCCUUCUUCAUCCUCCUCUCCUGGCUGCCCACCUUCUUUGAGGAGACAUUCCCCAGCUCCAAGGGUUGGGUCUUCAACGUGGUGCCCUGGCUGGUGGCGAUUCCCGCCAGUCUGUUCAGCGGGUUUCUCUCUGACCAUCUUAUCAAUCAGGGUUACAGGACCAUCGCUGUGCGGAAGUUCAUGCAGGUGAUGGGCCUCGGGCUGUCCAGCGUCUUUGCUCUGUGUUUGGGUCACACCUCGAGCUUCUGUAAAUCCGUGGUCUUUGCAUCAGCAUCCAUUGGCCUGCAGACCUUCAACCACAGCGGCAUUUCGGUCAACAUCCAGGACCUGGCCCCAUCCUGUGCCGGCUUUCUGUUUGGUGUGGCAAACACAGCUGGGGCCUUGGCAGGUGUCGUGGGCGUGUGCCUGGGGGGCUACCUCAUCGAGACCACAGGCUCCUGGACGUCCAUGUUCAACCUGGUGGCUGCCGUCAGCAGCCUGGGGCUGUGCACCUUCCUGCUAUUUGGAGAGGCCCAGCGAGUGGACCUGAGCCCCACCCACGAGGACCUCUAG
Molecule: messenger RNA, 1845 nt
Organism: Odobenus rosmarus divergens (Pacific walrus)
Lineage: Eukaryota; Metazoa; Chordata; Mammalia; Carnivora; Odobenidae
Gene: SLC17A9
Product: solute carrier family 17, member 9
Exons: 16
Coding region: 1-1845 (614 amino acids)
Biological process (GO): transmembrane transport
Cellular component (GO): membrane
Molecular function (GO): transmembrane transporter activity
Source: RefSeq, a predicted model, not a curated record